Exophiala bonariae is the source of this 966-nucleotide messenger RNA. RefSeq lists its product as uncharacterized. Lineage: Eukaryota; Fungi; Ascomycota; Eurotiomycetes; Chaetothyriales; Herpotrichiellaceae. Bases 1 to 966 code for a protein of 321 amino acids. The transcript has a single exon. Gene Ontology annotation, cellular component: cytoplasm. The record is from RefSeq and is a predicted model, not a curated record. Gene Ontology annotation, molecular function: arginase activity; manganese ion binding.
AUGGCAACAUCACGUUCAAUCUCCAUUACCUAUGUCCCUGCGGACUGUGGUUCCAUCAUCCCUGGGAAGUCUAAGGCACCCAAGGCCUUCCAAGAUGUCGGUAUCGUCGAGAGACUUCAUGAAGCAGGUUUCACGAUCAUUGAAGAGCACCACGCACUAGACAGACCGGCAACAUACAUCGCAACAAGUUUCACCCCGGGCGGUGUUCGGAAUGAAGAUGCCAAUAUCUCUGUCUGCGAGCGUGUACGAAGCACCAUUGCAGGCAAUUUGAAAUCUUCCUCCAGCCAGAUCCCAUUCCAACUUAUUCUUGGUGGUGAAUGUUGCAUGUCACCAGCCAUUCUCACCGCAUUGUGGCACCAUGCGGAUUCUCUUUCACCUCCACAGCGAGUUGGGCUACUUUACAUCGAUGCAGAUACUGAUCUCUCAUCUCCAACUGACCCUGGCUGCACAGGGAUCUUCGCGGGCAUGAAUAUGACCCAUCUUCUCCGGACGUCUGGCGCUAUGCGGCGCAUGGAACAGUUUUCCCGCUCUUCGGGCGAACCUGUCUGCGAUCCCUCCAAUAUUGUACUUUUUGGCAUGAAUAUGUCUGCCUCGGGAAAUAAGUCGGAGCACUUUGCCUACCUCUUCGACAACAGUUACAAAGUUGUCAGCUCGGCAUCCGUGGCACGGGCCCCGGAGCAACGUGCGCGGGAGGCGCUGAAAUACCUGGAGGAUGAGGUUGAUGUUAUAAUGGUUCACUUGGAUGUUGACUCUAUCGAUCCGCAAUUGUUUCCACUCGCGAAUGUACCGAAUUUCACAGGAGUGACAUUUGAUGAGAUGAUGCAAUCCCUGGGUGUAUUCCUGAGGAGUGACAAAGUUAUUGGGUUGACGAUAGCCGAAGUCAAUCCAGACCACGACCCUGGGUUGAGAAUGGUGGAGCGAUUGACGGCGGAGAUAGUAGAUAUGUUGGGGGCACGAGGAAAGUGA